This is a messenger RNA of Setaria italica (foxtail millet), 2133 nucleotides long. Its product is annotated as E3 ubiquitin-protein ligase Os03g0188200-like. The record is from RefSeq and is a predicted model, not a curated record. Bases 376 to 1557 code for a protein of 393 amino acids. The transcript has a single exon. NCBI's taxonomy places the organism in Eukaryota, Viridiplantae, Streptophyta, Magnoliopsida, Poales, Poaceae.
GGCGAGCCAAAUCUUUGGGCCCCAGAAAUCCCAAUUGUGAAAAUCUAACACUACCUAUACUAAAAUAUGCACCAUUUGCUCGUAAGAAAAGGUUAAUCGCACAAGAAUCCAACGUCAACACCUGGUCCACUCCCAUCCCCUCUCCAAACUCCUAAGCAAGCGAAGCUAUCUAUCGGCUAUCCACCUCCUCCCUGGACAAAUUUGCCGGCCGAAGUAUAAAUGGCAAGCCGCCACCGGCAGCGCCGCGACCGGACAAAACCACACUUAUAAGCCACGGACAAGCCGCAACAGCACGACGCGCCGUCCUUCUCCACCCGCGCCACCACACCGGCCGGCAGCAGGAGGAGAGAGCGCGGGUGGGAGAAGUACAGCUUGAUGGCUACCGCCGUCGUCGCGGCGGCGCCGCCACCCCCGGCGCUGCCGGAGCGGAGAGUGCCAGUGGUGCCGCAGCUUGCGGACGACGGUGGUGGAGGCGGCGGAAGGGGGGACGUACGGGGGAGUAGCGCGGGUGGCGGCGGGAGCGGGAGCGGUGGCGUGGCGGGCAUCUCGCCGAGCAUCCUCAUCAUCGCGGUCAUCGUGGUGGUGAUGCUGCUCGCGUCGCUGUGCAUCCACUACUUCAUCCGCCACCUGUGCCGCCACGUGGGUCCCGCGGGGUCGUCCUCCGCUUCGUCCCGGCAGGCGCCGCCGCUCCCGCUCGUGGUGCGCCCCGCGGCGGGGGCUUCCGUGGCGCCCGCUGACGGCCAGGGAGGAGGAGGUGGAGGUGGGAAGGCCGCCGCGGCGGCGGAGGCGGAGGCGGAGCGGCUCAUCGCGCGCCUGCCGCUAUUCACGCUGUCCUCGUCGCUGGCGUCGGUGCCCAAGUCGUCGCGCGACUGCGCCGUAUGCCAGAGCGCGUUCCGCGACGACGACGAGCUCCGCCUCCUGCCGGCCUGCCGGCACGCAUUCCACUCCCGGUGCGUGGACCCGUGGCUGCGCGGGAACCCGUCGUGCCCGCUGUGCCGCGCCUCCAUCGCGCUGCCCCACCCGCCGCUCACUGACCUCCUCCGUGUCGAGCUCGGAAGCGUGAGCAGCCGCCGCUCCAACCCCGACGCCGCCGCCGCCGCCGUCCGCGCGUACCCGCUCCCGAGCGGCCUUCCAAACUCGGCGUCGUCGGAGUACCUCGUCGAAGAGGAGGUCCAGGUCGUGCUCAAGCCGAGCCCGCAUGCCGCCGUCGGGUCCAGCGACCCGCCGAGCCAGCAGAAUCAACAGCCGCAGCCGCAGCAGCUCGCUGCAGUGGAGCGCGGGCAGCCGUCGUCGUCGACCUUGGGCCUGACCCCGACGGCGUCGUUCAGGUCCACGGCGGAGCGGUGGAGCAGCAGGUGGAGCAACCGGUGGAGCAGCCGGUGGAGCAGCGGGCGCUGGAGCAGCCGGUACGACGCCGGGACCGUGACGGCGGCGGCCACGGCGGAGUGGUGGUGGGACAUGGACGGCGGCGCGGCCCCCGCGGGGAGGCGGCGGGAGGCAGACGACGGCAGCGCGUCGUUCUACGGGUUCGUGCGGUGGCUCACGGGUGCAUACUAGCAGACACGCUCUUCGUAGUACGGUGCAACUGCAAGCGUCCAUACAAAGCGGUUGAAGCUAGCUUUGGCCCCUGCGGCGGCGGUGGCACCCGGCGGCGCCGGCGUGCGGUGUUCCCGAAAGGUCCUCCUCGUCGUCUUCGUGAAACGAAUCGAAAGGAUCGUGGCGUCUGGCUCUUCUUUUCGGCAUGCGAGCGCCGAUUUUUAUUUUAUUUUUUGUUUUAUUUUUCGGGGGCGGGUGGGUGGAUUCCGAGGGCGGAGAUGCCGUUUGCGGAUUUCAAAACUGCUUCCGAAUUGGAGAAUGUCGGCGGGAAGAAUGAGGAAUGAAUUUGGGGACUUUUAGGCAGCAGCACAGCACUCUCGACCAAUCAAAAGAAAAUUUUAAACUUUCCAGCUUGGAGAAUUCGGGGACUUUUGCUGCAUUUUGAUUAGAUUUCGUGGAACUCAUUAUUGUGCGUAGUAUGUAGUGUGGAUUGCCCGUUGUACAUAGCUAAUAAAUUGACAAGGUGGAUUUUGGUGUAGGUUUUGUUGUGUUACGGUGGUGCACAUCUACAACGUUGAAGCAAACUUUUGGCAGUAA